Molecule: messenger RNA, 1182 nt
Organism: Thyridium curvatum
Lineage: Eukaryota; Fungi; Ascomycota; Sordariomycetes; Thyridiales; Thyridiaceae
Exons: 1
Coding region: 1-1182 (393 amino acids)
Source: RefSeq, a predicted model, not a curated record
AUGUCUGGAAGCUUUCGAAACUUUUCAUCAUUACCGGCCGAGAUACGGUCCAUGAUCUGGGAGUACUCGCUCCCGGAGCCGCGAGUCUACGAGGUGCUGGACGCGCCGAGCGCCAAGCAGAAGACGCCGGCGCAGAAGGGCCUGAUGUUUGCCAACGUGCACACGGAGCCGCCGCCGGCGGUAGCGGCCGUCUGCCGCGAGGCGCGGUACUACGUGCUGCGCGACUACAAGCCGCUGACGCUCGGCGGGACGACCAAGUUCGUGGACCUCUCGCGCGACAUCCUGCUGCUGGAGCCGUACCUGCUCAUCAAGCGCCUGCACCGCACGCUGCACUUCAUGGGCCAGAUACCGCUGAUCCGGGACAAGAUCAGCCGGCUGGCGCUGGGCACCUCGUACGGCGUCUACACGGGGAUCUGCCACCCGGUCCUCAGCUGGAAGGUGUCCAAGAACAACAUGGGCAAGCUGCUGCUGGCGCUGGCGGGGUUCCCCCGGCUCCGGACGUUGAUCUUUGUCGUGCACCAGGAGUUCCAGUUCGACUUUGACUUUCGGUGCGCGCCGCCGCCGGCGCUGCUCCUGCCGCAGAUAACGCCGCCGCCGCCGCCGGGGUCGAUCGCGGCGGCGGCGGCCACGGCGGCGGCGGCGGCGGCGGCGAGCACUGCCGGCCACCAUGGCCACCACCACCACCACCAUACUCAUCAUACUCAUACGCAUAAUCACACGCAUACGCAUACGCAUACGACGCAUACCUCGCUGCUGCAGCCGAUCUACGAGCCGCGGACGCAGCUCGUGCACCAGGCGUACCGGUUCAAGUUCGACAUCGAGGCCAACAUCAACCACCGGCCCCUGCGGCGGCCGCACCUCAACGAGCUGCUGUACUACCCGCUCGACGACGGCGCGGGCGAGGACAGCAAGGAAGACGAGAGGGACCUCUGGGACCUGCCCGGCCUGCUGCUCGGGGAGGGCUCGGGGGCGGCGGGGGCGGGGGCGGAGGACGAGGAGGGCUGGUGCGACCCCUGGCCGACCAACGACGACUGGAGGCGGUUCAAGAGGCGCUUCCAGAGGGCGAUACUGGUGGCGCUCGAGAUGGGGUUCGUGGACCGCGGCGUGGUCGGGCGGGGCCGGCUGCCCGGGAUCAAGGGGGCGAGUCUGCUCUGGCGGUAUGGCAGGGGUUGUGGGGAGUGA